GCGGCGGCGGCCUCAUCCCUCCUCCUCGCCGCAUUACAUCAUCGCCCCCGGAGCCCAUUCGCUGAAGGCCGGUUCCUGCUUGGCCCGCGGAGCGCAAAGCUUGCCGCUGACCGGAGCUAGCAACCCGGCUUGGCGGGCUGACCGACGGACGAGUGAGCGGGAAAGCGGGCUCCUCCUUGGCGCCGGGAAAGGCAGCUUCCCUGCGCCCCUUGCAAGCAGCCGGCGGCUCCCGGUCGGGCUCGGCGGCGGAGGAUGGCGGAGAGCGAGUGCGAGACCCCCAGCACUCCCGGGGAGUUCGAGAGCAAAUACUUCGAGUACAACGGGGUGCGCCUGCCGCCCUUCUGCCGCGGGAAGAUGGAGGAGAUCGCCAAUUUCCCCGUGCGAGACAGCGACGUCUGGAUCGUUACCUACCCCAAGUCAGGCACAAGUUUAUUGCAGGAAGUGGUGUAUCUUGUGAGCCAAGGAGCAGAUCCUGAUGAAAUUGGGUUAAUGAACAUAGAUGAGCAACUUCCAGUCUUAGAAUAUCCUCAGCCUGGUCUGGACAUUAUCAAGGAACUGACAUCUCCUCGCCUGAUCAAAAGCCACCUGCCGUACCGCUUCUUGCCUUCUGACCUGCAUAGCGGCGAAUCAAAGAUCAUAUACAUGGCUCGUAAUCCCAAAGAUCUGGUCGUCGCUUAUUAUCAGUUCCAUCGCUCCCUGAGAACCAUGAGCUACAGAGGAACGUUCCAGGAGUUCUGUCGGAGAUUUAUGAACGAUAAGUUAGGUUAUGGUUCAUGGUUUGAACAUGUCCAGGAAUUUUGGCAGCAUCAUAUGGAUUCCAAUGUGCUCUUUCUCAAAUAUGAAGAUAUGCACAAGGAUCUUGCAACCCUGGUCGAACAGCUAGCGAGGUUCUUGGGCAUCGCCUACGACAAAGCACAGUUGGAAUCGAUGGUUGAACAUUGCCACCAGCUCAUUGAUCAGUGCUGCAAUGCUGAUGCCCUUUCAGUGGCCAGGGCUUAUUGAUCUUUGCCCAGAAGCUCACUCUCAGUUGCUGGGAAAACGGGUUCUUGCUUAGCUCACCUUCCUUCCCACUCAACCUCCCAAACCAGUUUCAUGAAUCAAAACAUGAAUGAACCCAGGUGGGUGACUCUUUGACCAGCUGUCCAAAAUGCCUACCGGAAAGUGAAACUCAUACGAUGUAUUUGCAACCUAUUGCAAUGGGAUCUAAUGUUUGGGGGAUUUAAGUGACAGCUCAAAUCCCAACUUCGCUGUGAUAUCUGCACAUGGAAUGUGGUUUAGUAUGGUUUAUAUUUAAGAGCAAGUAUCAAGGAUGGAAAUAGGGAAUCAAGCGUCUUGCUACUUAACCUCCGGGCCCUGCUGAUUUUCCAGUUCUUGGUUGUUUUCCUCAAGAGGUUCCAAAUCCCUUUGGAGACAAGAACCAAUGGAAUUCUGCUUCAUUUUUCGAGGGUCUUGAUAUUAUUCAACUGGAUCUUGAAAACCUGAUAGUUUCUCCCUUAUUUCUCUUAUAUACCUGUUGUGGCCCGCCAGC
Molecule: messenger RNA, 1528 nt
Organism: Thamnophis sirtalis
Lineage: Eukaryota; Metazoa; Chordata; Lepidosauria; Squamata; Natricidae
Source: RefSeq, a predicted model, not a curated record